This is a messenger RNA of Astrephomene gubernaculifera, 1524 nucleotides long. NCBI's taxonomy places the organism in Eukaryota, Viridiplantae, Chlorophyta, Chlorophyceae, Chlamydomonadales, Astrephomenaceae. The record is from the annotation of a GenBank genome assembly.
CGGCAACUAUACAGAAAUAAAAUACAAGGAAGUUAUCUCUAGUUUUUUCAUCAAGAUUGACAGGAGAGGCCUGUUCAACCAUCGCAUCGUCACAAGGCUAUACCGCACAUCUCACUAACAGGCUAGCCACGGGGCUGACCGUUGCCACUUGCCAGGCUUCAUACAUACGUCUCUCAAGCAACCGGGCCAACGUCUCGACCUUCCGCCGAGGGCUUAGCGAGGUAUCCCAGCAUUAAGCGUACCGUCUCUCAGACCAGCUACACCGGGAACCCACCGGCACGUCCCCACCCGUACCUGUGAUGGAGCCAGCCCCUGAGCCCGCCGCUAAACGCCAACGCAAGGAGCCAGCAUGGAAGGCGGGGUUCAUCGACCCCAACAAGCUGAAGGAGUACAAAGAUGGAAUUGCCGUACUACCAAGCGUUGUGGAUGAGGACGGCGCACGCCAACCAGCCAGCUCCAGCCCCUCCGGCGGCGGUGCCGACGCCUACCCCGGCGGGCCGCAGCUGCUGCAGGCGCGCGCGGUGGACCACAACCGCGUGGAGGUGGUGGUGGAGCACAACGGGCGGCGCUACCGAGGCCUCAUGGACCGCACGGGCAUGCCACAAGGAGUCGGGGUGGCGAUCCGGGUGACUCGGGAGGAGCUGGCCUCCAUCGCAGCCGCCCCGCCGCACGGCGAGAACCCCAACAACAUGUGCGCGCUGUGCAACACACCGCUGGAGCACCCGCCGGUGUUUGGCAUCAGCGACGACAAGGCGGACGCCUACAUGAAGGUGCGCAUCACCUCCAACUGGACGGCCCGCGUGCACAUGCAGUGCGCGGUGUGGUGCCCCGAGUGCAAGGAGGACCCCCUCUUCCCGGGGUACUACCACCACAUGGGUCCCGCGGUUCGCCGCGGUCGGGCGCUGCGGUGCCGCACGUGCCGCGAGCGCGGUGCCACGGUGGGGUGCUUCCAGGAGGGCUGCCCCGCCGUCUACCACCUCACGUGCGCGGUGGGCGUGCAGUGCCAGUUCGAUGAGAGCACCAUGGAGGUGUGGUGCCCCAGUCAUACGCGGUAGCGGCUGCCGGUGUGGCUCCAAGGGGCGCCGGGGGGGGGUGUUCCUGCUGAAGAAAUGCGUGAUGCGGCUGUAGAUAGUGAACAUGAGCAAUGGGUGUCCAGAGGGAUGUCCAGAGGGGUGGGGUGGGGUGGGGUGUAGCAUGCAUGUGUCAUCGGCGUGACUGCUUGGGGUGCAUAGUGUUGCAUAGCGACAUAGGACGCAGAAGAGUGCGUUGUGAUUUGGUUAGGGUGAAUGGCUGCUUGAUCCAUGCAUCAGGUUUGCAUUGGAGGAGGACGGAGGUGUGUUUUUCAGAUGAUCCUCAACUACACACGUUCGUGGUGGGUAUAGUAACGGUGCUGCAUGUCACCAUCGUUGACCUAGGGCAUCCGUGAACUGGAGAAUUCAUUACCAUUGGGACUGCUUCGUUGACCGUGGUGGGUUAGGCUGGACUGGGCACUGAAGGAAGGAAGUACCAUGGGAAGGGUGUCCG